Molecule: messenger RNA, 774 nt
Organism: Theileria annulata
Lineage: Eukaryota; Apicomplexa; Aconoidasida; Piroplasmida; Theileriidae
Product: ribosomal protein l13, putative
Exons: 7
Coding region: 1-774 (257 amino acids)
Biological process (GO): negative regulation of translation; translation
Cellular component (GO): ribosome; mitochondrial large ribosomal subunit
Molecular function (GO): structural constituent of ribosome; mRNA binding
Source: RefSeq, a predicted model, not a curated record
AUGUUCAUAUCAAAAUUUUUAUUAGCAAGGUCACUUAGGUCUUCAUUUCAUGAGGGAACUGUGAAUCCAUUUUCAAAAGUCCAAUGGGUUUCUCGACCUUUUCUGAAAAAGAAUCUUCCGACUGUGUCACCCCUGGCAACACCUCACCAAAGCUUAGGGGCAAUCACACACAUGGACACAACAGCAGGGAAUUGGCACAUCAUUGACGCCGCAAAUAAAACUGUUGGAAGUAUCGCAUCUCAUGUAUCGGUAAUACUGCAAGGGAAACACCUUCCCACUUAUCAGCCAAAUAAAGUCACAGGGGAUAACGUUAUCAUAGUGAACGCAAUAAACGUUGUAAUGAACGGGCAUUCCUGGGAUACUAAAGUGUACAAAUUUGACAGAAAAGCACACCCAAAGGGUCCCAAAAUAAUAACCGCAAAGACCAUUAUGGCAAAUAACCCCGGAAUGAUAUUAAAUUUGGCUAUCAAGAGGAUGUUGCCAAGGAAUAAACUAAGACCAUUUUGGUACAGGAGGUUAUUUAUAUAUGGAGGUGCAAUACACCCUCAUUGGGGAAUACCUCAAGUAGUGGUAUCAGCACCUUCCCAUACGAAACACCUUUCCAGCCAAGUUGGUAAUAUUCAACCCAAUGAGAUGAAUGGUGGACCGUUAACCACUAAAGUUGGAGGUCCUGAUACUUCACUAUCUACGGUCCAAUCCUGUUACACAUUUUGCUGGGCUUGUUUUUCACCAAAUCCUAGUUUCAAAUUUAAAAAUUGGGGAAUCAUUGAAUAA